GGUCCGCUGCCCGAGAAUGGGAAUUCUCUUCACCAGGAUAUGGAGACUGUGCAAUCAGCAGGAGCACAAAGUUAUCAUUGUUGGGCUGGAUAGUGCGGGAAAAACUGCCAUCCUUUACCAAUGUUCUAUGAAUGAAGUUGUACAUACGUCCCCAACAACAGGAAGUAAUGUAGAAGAGAUAGCGAUUAAUAAUACACGUUUUCUAAUGUGGGAUAUUGGUGGCCAAGAAUCUCUUCGUUCUUCGUGGAACACUUACUAUACUAACACAGAGUUUGUAAUAGUUGUUGUGGACAGUACAGACAGAGAAAGGAUUUCUGUAACUAGAGAAGAACUCUAUAAAAUGUUAGCCCGUGAGGACCUAAGGAAAGCUGGAUUGCUGAUCUUUGCUAAUAAGCAAGAUGUUAAAGAAUGCAUGACUGUAGCAGAAAUCUCCCAGUUUUUGAAACUAACUUCUAUUAAAUAUCACCAGUGGCAUGUCCAGGCAUGCUGCGCUCUUACUGGCGAGGGAUUAUGCCAAGGACUUGAAUGGAUGAUGUCACGAUUUAAGAUUAGAUGAUCUCUACUGACCUAUUCUCAUAGACUUUGUAUAAAUGAA
Molecule: messenger RNA, 595 nt
Organism: Eubalaena glacialis (North Atlantic right whale)
Lineage: Eukaryota; Metazoa; Chordata; Mammalia; Artiodactyla; Balaenidae
Product: ADP-ribosylation factor-like protein 5A
Exons: 1
Coding region: 17-556 (179 amino acids)
Biological process (GO): vesicle-mediated transport; intracellular protein transport; protein localization to Golgi membrane
Cellular component (GO): trans-Golgi network; cytoplasm
Molecular function (GO): GTP binding; GTPase activity
Source: RefSeq, a predicted model, not a curated record